AAUUACGAAACUACCCUUCUGCGUGAUCCUUUCCGUUUCUUUCUCAGCAGCAAAGAAAUCCUUUCCUUUUCAUCGCCAUGUCUCUCAACUGCUGGGCUUCUCUCACCCCCCACCUUUCAAGUGAGCUGCAUGUAAGAAGCAAGAAUGUUGGGGGCAUUGCAAAGGUGCAAGAAUUGAUCACAAAAAGUGGAGUUUCUUCGACUAUCACUUCUCCUCUUGCAUCUCUCCAAACGGGCAACUGGGUUAAGCUCAUUUGUGGGGCUAGCUUUGAGGAUGUAGCUGAUAUCAGGAAUCUGUCUCUGGUUUACACUCUUGCUGGAGUUGACUGCAUUGAUUGUGCUGCUGAGGCAUCUGUUGUCAAUGCUGUAAACGAUGGAAUUGAAGCAGCACAAGCUAUUCUCCCCAUACGAAGGCCAUGGGUGAUGAUCAGUGUGAAUGAUGGUGAAGAUCUGCACUUUCGUAAAGCUGAAUUCGAUCCAGAUGAUUGUCCACCAGAUUGCUCCAGGCCAUGUGAGAAUGUUUGCCCUGCCGAUGCAAUCUUCUCAAAUUCGGGCAAAGCUGGUCCAUCCAAGGGCGUGUUAGCUGAGCGAUGUUAUGGCUGUGGACGCUGCUUGCCUAUUUGCCCAUAUGAUAACAUAAGGGCAAUUACAUAUGUACGAGAUGUUGCUGCUACAGCUAAACUUAUUCAACAGGAUGAAGUCGAUGCAAUUGAAAUUCACACUAGUGGAAGGCAGCCAGAGUCAUUCCAAGAACUCUGGAGUGGUCUCGGAGAUUCCAUUCACAAGCUGAGGCUUGUUGCUGUUAGCUUGCCUGACUUGGGGGAUCUGACUAUACCUGCAAUGGAUUCUAUGUACGCAACAAUGAAGACGAGCCUCCAUUGCCUUAAUUUAUGGCAGUUAGAUGGCCGCCCUAUGAGCGGAGAUAUUGGCAGAGGUGCAACGAGGGAAGCAAUCAAAUUUGCUCUACAUUUAGCAUCCCUCAAAGACAAACCAAAAGGUUUUCUUCAACUAGCUGGUGGUACAAAUGCUCACACGGUUGAGGGGCUCAAAAAGGAGAGGCUAUUUCGAACCACCAGCAUAUCCAAUGAUUCGAAGGGUGAUAAGGCCCCUCUCAACUCUCCUGAAACAUCGCAUGCUUUGAUAAGUGGAGUAGCUUUUGGUGGCUAUGCACGAAAGAUAGUCGGGAGGGUUCUUAGCUCGUUUCAGUCGGACUAUGGCUAUGCAUGUCUUGAAGAUCACCCGGACCAUCUUCUCAAAGCACUCAAGGAGUCUCUUGCUUUGGUUGGGACUGUGAAAUGCUACAAUGCAAAUUAGGUCCGUACUCGACCCUUUUAAGCAAUGAUAUAGAGAAAAGGAAUCCUAGGGUCGUACUCGACCCUUUUGGUUCGGAUCCUUUUAUUUAGGCAUGGGUAUUGGUUAUUAACUGAACUGAUCUACUACCCGAUAAUGGUAUGUGUAUAACAUUUUUAGACAAAUAAGUGUAGUAACGAAUCCAUAGUUUUUCCGAAGGCUCUUUUAUUAA
Messenger RNA from Salvia hispanica, 1521 nucleotides. RefSeq lists its product as uncharacterized. The record is from RefSeq and is a predicted model, not a curated record. NCBI's taxonomy places the organism in Eukaryota, Viridiplantae, Streptophyta, Magnoliopsida, Lamiales, Lamiaceae.